AUGUCAUCGAAACCCGGUCCUCAGCUCCUCGGCCUCGCACCAGAGAUAGUCGAGAAUGUCAUCAAGCAAGUCAGCGUGAGGCGAGAUCUAUCAAACGCGCGGCUGGCUUGCAAGACUUUAGACAAGCAUGCCGCGAAGGAGCUCUUCAAAGAUGUGUUUGUCUCACCGUUGAAAGAGCACAUGAGCACUUGGAACAGUAUCAGCCAGGAUCAUCUUAUUCGGCAGCUACCUCGUCACGCGAUCAUUCACACGCAAUCAGAUAUCGAGGACCACGGCCUCGGCUGCUAUAGAGAGAAAGAGGAGGUUGAUGAGGAGUUUGAGGGCGCCGUCGCUGCGUUGUCAAGGUUCCCUAACUUAGAUCCCGUGGAGAUUGGCUUCACUCCAGAAUGUGUAGGUGUCGACAAGAGGCAUUACCAAGAAGUGCCGGAGGAGGUGUCGGAGCGCCAGGACAGAUUGAGGCUCGUCUUCCAAGCCAUCAAGGAUAGGGCGGCGGACGAGAACAACAGGACAAUCCGCAAGUGA
This is a messenger RNA of Didymosphaeria variabile, 522 nucleotides long. RefSeq lists its product as uncharacterized. The record is from RefSeq and is a predicted model, not a curated record. Bases 1 to 522 code for a protein of 173 amino acids. The transcript has a single exon. NCBI's taxonomy places the organism in Eukaryota, Fungi, Ascomycota, Dothideomycetes, Pleosporales, Didymosphaeriaceae.